CGACCGUUCCAUGCAAAGCACCAUCGUGUGAUGGGGUUCCAAGCGUCCAUGGGGGAGUUCGUAGAGCUUCCGACACCCACGACGUCCAUAACCAUCCUCUGCGAGACGGUGUAUGUCGUCGUGGGUCUGGCGGCGCUGUACCGCAGCGUCGUGCCACAGUCUCUGCCCAUCACGCGGUUGAAAGUGUUCCAGUACUUAGUCGGUACCUUCAGCUUGAUCCGGUCCAUGUCGUUCGUGACAGACGACUCAUCGGCUCGCAAUAUCAUCAACCGACUGGCGUUGUGCAUUUUCUUCUCGCUCGUCCUCUUCCAAGUGUUCUUCUGGUUCGACAUUGUCAACCCAGCCAUGUCGGCUCGCUCCAAACGUAUCUGGAAUACCUACCUCGCCGUGAACUUUGUCUUUUACGUAUUUGUGCUCGUGCUGCAGCUUGUCAGCCCCGCAGCGCCCAUCAAGCUUGACAAGGAGCCCCGAGUUCAUAUCAACUUCUGGUCCGACCUGCUGCCUGCGCUCCUGGUGGCACUGGGAAGCCUGGGUUGUGCCGGCGGUAUGCUCUACCUCAGCUGGAAGAUGCGCCUUCGCGUGCAACGACUCGUCGGCGAGUUACCCGACUCGACAAUUCAAGCCCUUUACCGCGCGCUUGCGUUCCUCAACACCGUCCUGUUGCUGUCGUCCGGCGUGUUUGCCCUGCGCACGGUUCUGUACUUUCAGCGGCCAUGGUCGAACAAGGAAUGCGGCGCGAUCCAGAACCCCAACAUGUGCAUCCUCGUCGGCUAUGUUCUCCCCGAGAUGGUGCCGUGCGUGUUAUUCCUAGCUUUGAUGCGCCAGGUGGACUCUCGCCUGUGGACGUCCUCCUUUCAUGCCCCGACCGCCGAGACGACGCCACUGCUGCGGAAACAACCAUCCACUGUCUUGGAUUCGCACAACCAAACCAAGUGGCAGCGACCGCUGAAGAGCCACAGUGCCAUCACAAUCAUGAAGCCUCAAACACAUCGAAUCGAGUCCACUUCGCCGCUGCCACAGCUAACCCCCCCGUCCCCGCACAUUUAUACUUCUUUGUUGUUCGAGCCUGCGCUGUACUUGUCGAUUCGGUGCCUGCAAUUAAAUAGUUCGAACCAGGACAAAACGCUCGGUGGGCAGCACAGCGACGGCAAUGGGACCUUCGUCGUCGCUACAUCCACCGCAAACGCUGCAGAGAUUGCACGAACGGAUGUAUGCCUUGGAGAGAGCCCUAUCUACCAUGUCCUCUUGAACGUUCCACGACGAGGUGACGUCAUUCGAUUGCAGGUCUAUGCUGUCCGUAGCGCGUCUGCGUUGAAAGAUUCGGCGCCGCAACUCCUAGGCGAGGUGGUUCUGCGCGAUCUGCAGUCGCUUGUUCCCGGCCGCGCGCAAUCGUUUCGACUUGAUGAUGGGGCUUUGGAGCACAGUCCAUGGGACCCGAUCCAUCCGUCUUUGAGCAACCGACUGCUCGUCGCUCGAUGCGAGGCAUAUUCUACCAUCGAGCCAACGUCCCAGCGCAUGACGCGGGCAUUUGGGUGGCAAGAGGUUGGAUGGAUGGCUGAAGAAGAGCUGGUCGAGAGCCCCUUUACGUGGUCGAUUCCCUUUCAACUGUUGCAAGUUAUCUUGGUGGAUUUGACCGAGAAGCUCAACCAAUUGAGGUCGGCCGCUGAGGUGGAGACUUCGUCAUCGGCCAAGUCGACUCCAUCCGACGACAACCGCAGUUUGCUCAGCGACAUGAUUUAUCACCUGCAGGGCAAUAAACGGAACCGAACCAACCACAAGUGGCGCGUCGAGAUGAUCCAGUGCAUGGAAAAGUACAUGACUGACGUCGAGGCGGCGCUCCUCACGUAUGCGCACGACACGACCCCGCGGUGCCACACGUUCAAGCCCAGCACAAAGAAAGCGGACCCCGAGCUGCGCUUUGUCGCAUUGAAUCUCCACGCACAACUGUUGACCCUGGGCUCCAUGGUGCCAGAACCCGUUGAAGCAACCGAGGCCGGAUGGGACGAGCCGACCCCCAUGCUCGACACAAAUCAGCCUCCAUUUGCGUACCACCAUUUGUUCGGCACCGUCACGGUGGGGGCGUUUGCAGCCCACGUGUACGGGUUUAGUCAAGGAGGGAUUCGCCAGCUACGCGAGAACUGGGAACGACUGCGGGACUUGUCGACUCAAGCGAUUGGCGCGGAUUUAGCCGUCCUGCAGCGAGACAUGCACGCGUUGGAGUGGCACAUUGACCAGCGCCUCGACGUGGCGUUCAGCCAAGCUUUGACCGCCCUCGUCACGUCGUUUCAACAGACACUCUACGUUCACAUGCACAACUCGUCCGAUGCAUCGCCGUUCGUGCCACGGACUCCGGCCCUGUACUUGAAGCAAUUGCAAGAGCAUGGCUUUCUCUUCAGCGUCGAGUCGUUGCUGAGUACGGUGGGGGCGGAGGCGGGAAUGCUCGGAGACAUGGAUGCAGCGGUCAAGGCUUUGGCGCACGUGACGAUCCAGGUGCAUGCGGUGCCGCCAGCGACAUCCGUUGAUGUUCAAAUCACGCCUCACGGCCCGAACGGCCUCGUCAUUUCGCUACCGAUCAUUUUUGGCGACGCCUCCACGUCGCCAUUGCCAAGUGCACACCGCAUCCCUGGUCAAGACCGCGCGUCUGGAGCGGUGUACAAGCCUCCUUUCGUCGACCUUCCGUCGGGAUUGUCAUUGAACAUCCACGUGGUUCCCGUGCUCUUCAAUCAAGGCAUGAACGAAGUACAGACCGUGGCAAAUAAAGUUGGGCGCAGUCAGCUCCAAGAAGACAUCAAUGUCGAAAGCAGUCGGUUGUUUGAAGCGUAUUUGGAGGCGAUCUCGGCGCCACCGUCGAUCAUGGCGAUGUGGGCCACAGUGAAAGCCAAGAUUGAGCAAGCGAAACCUGAAAAAGUGAUGGAUAUCGUCGCCACAACAUCGUGGAUCGCCCGGCACGUGGGUGGCGGUCGUGUGACGUGCUGCAAGAGCGGGAAAGACCGGACGGCCAUGUCGGUGACCCUGGAAGAGGCGACGUGGAUGGUCGAACGCGCACGGAGCUGUCCCAGCGCGUCCGUGCGGCUCGCCAUCGACCGCGACACGGACAACAGCGACAGCCAGCGCAUUGCGGAAUGGACACAGCUGCUGCGGACGUACGGCGUGCGGCGUGAAAAUGCUCGCAAGAACAUCGGGACGGCGCAGUAUGCGUUCAAUGCGUGGCAGAAUUACCUACUUCCGCCCGAGUACAAGUGCCCGCCUGGCACGGGCGGCGGCGGCAAAUCGUAGAACGACCAAAUGAAUCGCGUCUAUUUACGACCACGAAAAGGCAAAGUCGGGAAGGAGGUCGUGCAACAUGGCAUUGUACGGCGCAUAGAACGCACGCAAGCUGUCGCGGAUGGCAUCGUCCAUGGGGGCAUACGCACGCGUGUUUUGCCGCGCC
Molecule: messenger RNA, 3430 nt
Organism: Aphanomyces invadans
Lineage: Eukaryota; Oomycota; Saprolegniomycetes; Saprolegniales; Verrucalvaceae
Exons: 3
Coding region: 31-3276 (1081 amino acids)
Cellular component (GO): cytoplasm
Molecular function (GO): phosphatidylinositol-3,4-bisphosphate 4-phosphatase activity
Source: RefSeq, a predicted model, not a curated record